CGAUGAGCUAAUCAAACUGAUGCCGUAUCAAUUAUCACCGAUAUCAAUGCUCAGUAAUUAAUUGGUUCCGAUACUUGUUUGAGCGACGAGUCACGCCAAAGGGCGGCCGCUGUCAGCUAUAUAUUGCCACUCUUUCACCAAUCAUCUUAGUAUUUUCUUUCCAGACUGACGACCCUCGUGACAGGGAGACAGGUGAGGUGAAGCCAGUUAGAUCAGGCGCGGUGAACUCUGGGAUACAUCUUGCCUGCCAGACGACAAUCCCGACUCAAUAGUCACUUGACAAAACUUUCCGGCGGGUGACGGACUCUCAAAGAAACGUCUUUAUAGGUACUGUGAUAUCUUUUAAAGUUCAGCCAAAUACUUCUUUGUGCUAGAAAGAGUGACAGGAAAAAGACUAGCGGUUUUUACCGGAGCUCCGGGAGCCACGCCGGACUCUUUGACUUUUCUCGGUCCUUGUCAUCCAAAUGGCGUCCACACCAGCUCUGUACAUGCUUGCCGUGCUAUUUGUCACAUGCAUAGUUAUUACUACACACGGAUUUAGUUUGAAAGGAUUCUGUGCCUCAAACUGCGCUAGAGGAAAAGGUGGCAACGUGUGUAAAUGUAACGGCUUUCACUUUGCCGGAAAGCGAGUGGUUCCCUCCCCAGACUCUGCUCUUUUAACAGACUCCAUGGGCGACUCGAAAGAAGAAAACUUUCUUGAGUUGGAUUCCGAGGGUUUUGGUGUUUUUGGAUAUCCUAAAGAUGACUCGAGGAGACGGACCAUGAAAAAUACAAACAGUCCAGGGAAUUUUCGUGCUCUUCUAGAAAAAUAUCUCGCUGAGAGGUAUUCCCGAGGGGGCGGGUUCGGCCCUGCUUCCAACCCGGAUUCGUGGUCUGAAGUCUACCGUACUGAAAACUGAUUCCUAGCAUCCAGGGGAGGCAACCGCCGUGGGAAUAUUUGACAACUUCCAGCACCACCAUAUUUCAGACACGUGACGCCCAGGGGAGAUGACUAACACCAGAAAUUUGCCGCUACGUCUGUCCAAUCAUUAAUCGAGUAUUAGACAACAUCAUACACAUACGCACACAGGACUAUAAAUGAUCCAUAUAGUUAUAAUCUUUCAUGACUUAAAACCAUAGACUUAUAGCAUACAAAACGAUGACUUCGUUAUGAAAUGAUUUGUAUUAGUUGUUAUCAAAUAGUUGCUCACUUUGGUACAUUCCCGCUUGAUCUAUCCUGACCCCGCCUUGCCCGAGUUUUGAAGAGUGCAGAAACAUGUUUGAAACGCAACUACUUUGUCAAUAGCGUCAACAAAUGUGUGUUUGAAGCACACACAAUAUCAAAGAUUAAAUUACACAUUCAGAUAAUGGUUUCAUUUGCAUCAAAACAUAUUUGAUGCAAGCAUGCGAACCAGUCCGACACUUUCCCAGCAUCAUGUUAUCCUGAAAACGCUAUUGGUAAAGUACUCUCUCAGGAACAACUUUGAGAAAUCUCAUUUGGGCAGAGAAACCCGAGCGGGCACGUACCUUAGGAGACACGACUAAUGUGUUUGUUGGUAAUGUGAAAUAAGAUGACCCGAGUAAAUCGUUUCCUGUAACCUGCUGCAAUUUGAAGCCGACAACAUCUACGCGUAUUACGGCACCUGAUCAAGUCAUACUGAUUAUUUUGAAUUAAAGUAUCAUGGACAGA
Molecule: messenger RNA, 1669 nt
Organism: Haliotis rubra (blacklip abalone)
Lineage: Eukaryota; Metazoa; Mollusca; Gastropoda; Lepetellida; Haliotidae
Exons: 2
Coding region: 465-899 (144 amino acids)
Source: RefSeq, a predicted model, not a curated record